CAAUCACUUCAUCCACCACUGCAGUGCACCCACCUGUGGGCCUGGGGGGAGGGAGUGGGUUGAACAACUGCUCAAGAACGCAGAAGCGUAGGAAGGGUCAUGACCAACAGCACAAGUGGAACUGCAGAGAGGGGGUUACACAGGCAGAAAGCAAGUCAACAAAAGCACUUAGUCAGGACACGUAACUUGAAGUCGACUCCUUUGGAAAUUGCCAUGGAACCUUUCAUGGACAUCAUCAGCUGGAACUGGGAUCUGAUGAGUCCCACAAAAGUCAGCACCUGACCGCCAAGGACUUGGUACUGAUUUAGAGAGAAGAGAGCAGCUGCUAGCAGCAUCAACAUCUAUUUGUCGCUUAUUUGCCCUGCAGCAAUUCACCUGCCUUUCCUUCUCCCGUCCUUUUUCUGGAUAUGCCGCAGAAGGAUCCGUGCCAGAAACAAGCCUGUGAAAUACAGAAAUGUUUACAAGCCAACAACUACAUGGAAUCUAAGUGUCAGGCUGUCAUCCAAGAACUGCGGAAGUGUUGUGCUCGAUAUCCUAAGGGAAGAUCUCUCGUCUGUUCGGGAUUUGAAAACGAGGAGGAAGAAAAGCUGACACUGAAGCCUACAGCAAAGUAGAGUUCUGCUGACAAGUGAAAUGCUGCACCAUGUUUCCACCAAGCGAGUUGUAUUUGUCUUCCUGAUUCUUCAGGCCAGGUAGCAGCAAAUACCAAAUGAAAAAGUCAUGGAUAGAAAUAUAAAUAUAUUAAAUACGUAGAAUGUAAUAAAACCGAGCUGCUAAAAUAAACCUGUGAAGUGAAAAAGUG
Lynx canadensis (Canada lynx) is the source of this 802-nucleotide messenger RNA. It is a transcript of the gene CMC4, whose product is annotated as C-X9-C motif containing 4. Bases 408 to 614 code for a protein of 68 amino acids. NCBI's taxonomy places the organism in Eukaryota, Metazoa, Chordata, Mammalia, Carnivora, Felidae. The record is from RefSeq and is a predicted model, not a curated record. Gene Ontology annotation, cellular component: mitochondrial intermembrane space. The transcript is spliced from 3 exons.